Nematolebias whitei (Rio pearlfish) is the source of this 1386-nucleotide messenger RNA. It is a transcript of the gene lbr, whose product is annotated as lamin B receptor. Bases 1 to 1386 code for a protein of 461 amino acids. Gene Ontology annotation, biological process: sterol biosynthetic process. Gene Ontology annotation, molecular function: oxidoreductase activity, acting on the CH-CH group of donors, NAD or NADP as acceptor. Gene Ontology annotation, cellular component: nuclear inner membrane. The transcript has 12 exons. The record is from RefSeq and is a predicted model, not a curated record. Lineage: Eukaryota; Metazoa; Chordata; Actinopteri; Cyprinodontiformes; Rivulidae.
AUGGGUUGUAGUAGCCAAAGCAUGUUGGAGUACCCAGCCUACUUGGAGUCCCUAGCAGUGGGGCUAGAAGGUGCUUCACCUGGGGUCUUCUACAUUCUGCUGAGGAACCUUAAUACCCACGUUGGCAAUGACAAUUCUGAGGCUAAAUUAGAGGCAGAUACAGAGAAGAGCCAAAGCCGUUACAAUCUGCGCCGCAGGAAGGAUGCGAAAGUAGCUGAAGCUAAAGCAGAACAGCAAGAGGAAAAAGAUGGAAAGGUCCUAGCAGCUGCUGCAGCCUCCUCCUCCACCCCUCUUGAUUUUGGAGGGAAACUUGGAGUAAUCUUUUGGCUGCUCUUCCUGCCAGCUUGGGUUCUGUUUCUGAUCCUCCAAGUCAACCAGGAGGAUCCAAGUCUGACAAACUUCCCUCCUGCUCUGCCUCCACUUGAAUCUUUCUGGGAUUUCCAAGCAUUUGGCUUCAUCCUCCUCUGGAUUUUUUUUCAGGCUCUGCUUUAUGUUUUACCUGUUGGAAAGCUGAGUGAAGGCAUGCCGCUGAGGUCUGGAGAGAAGCUCAAGUACAGAACUAAUGGGUUUUUUGCCAUCGUGGUUAGUGCUGUAGGGGUGGCAGCAGGAGUAUAUCUAGGUGUAGACCUCACCUACAUCCACAGCAACUUCCUGCAGCUAGCCACAGCCUCCUUCCUCAUCUCCAUGUUGCUCAGCAUCUACCUGUUUGUCCGCUCUCGCUCUGCCAGCCCUGAGCAGCUGGCUCUGGGUGGAAGCUCAGGUAAUGUGGCGUAUGACUUUUUCAAAGGACGUGAGCUUAAUCCCCGCAUCAAGAACUUUGAUCUGAAAUUUUUCUGUGAAAUGCGCCCUGGACUUAUUGGCUGGUGUUUGGUGAACUUUGCCAUGGCUCUGGCUGAGAUGAAGCAGCAGCGUCUGGAUGCUCCAUCAUGUUCCAUGAUCCUCGUGAACCUCUUCCAGUUGCUGUAUGUGGUGGAUGGCCUGUGGAAUGAGGAGGCCAUCCUCACCACCAUGGAUUUGAUGCAUGAUGGUUUUGGCUUCAUGCUGGCUUUUGGUGAUCUGGUGUGGGUUCCCUUCACUUACACCUUGCAGGCUUAUUACCUGGUGGGUCACCCAAACCCUCUGAGCCUCCCCAUCCUCUCAGCCAUCGUCCUUCUCAAACUAAUUGGAUUCUACAUAUUCAGAAAGUCUAACUCUGAGAAAAAUGCCUUCAGGAGAAACCCAUCAGACCCUAAACUGUCCCAUCUGAAAACCAUCCCUACAGCUACAGGGAAGAGUCUAUUAGUCUCAGGCUGGUGGGGUGUGGUCCGCCACCCCAACUAUCUGGGAGACCUCAUCAUGGCUCUGGCCUGGUCCCUACCAUGUGUGCCCGCCAAGGGACUGGACUAA